UCGCAGAAGUAUUUUUUAGCUUUUUUUAAAAGUGAUACAUAUAUGUACUUACAAUUCGUCAAUCUUCCUCAAUGUGCCUUAGAAAUGGAAAAAUGUUUCGAAAACAUCGAUGUCAUCGAUGUUGGCAUCGAUGUUUCUCCACAUAUUCUAAUACAUACAUAAUGCCAUAUACACUUAGUAAACCGGCCAAAUUACUAUGUAAUGGCACUCAAUGAUCCCGCACAGCGAAACCAGGUGAUCAUUCUUCAGGAUGGUUAUUCUCGGCAAGAAAUCGGGGACGACACCGCCAUGAGGGCUAAUUGCACAUGCACGCUAGUCCGCUGCAGAGACGGAACUAACGUCCUAGUUGACACAAUGACGGCGUGGGAUGGGGAGCAUCUGCGUUCAUUGCUGGGUGAACACGGACUGGGCGUCGACGACAUCAACGUGGUGGUUUGCUCUCACGGACACUCGGACCACGUUGGGUGCAACUACCUGUUUCAGAAGGCACGUAUGCAUCUGGUUGGCGCAUGUGCCUCGCAUGGCGACCUUUACAUGAGUCACUUUGGCUCUGGCAAACCGGAUGAGGAACUGGCGCUAGACUCGAAUGGCGAGGUGGUUGUGAUACGAUCGCCAGGACACACCCUCAGCUGCGUUUCUGUGCUUGUAAAUAACUCCCAGUUGGGAGGUCGCGUUGGCAUCACCGGAGAUCUUUUUGAGCGACGAGAGGACAUAGACGAUGAAAGCAUUUGGAAAAAUGCUGGAAGUGAAAAUGAGAAACUUCAGCGCGAGGAGCGCAGUAAAAUGGCACAUUGUUGCGACUUUAUUGUACCAGGACAUGGUCCGGUUUUUUCGGUAAACGCAUUAAUGCGCAAGAAGUUAAAACAAUAUGCCGUUUCCAGUGCUUAAUGCAAUAAUUUUGUUUUAAAAAAUACAACAGUCAACAAACUUUAAGACUAUAUAACACUCAGAAAAUUUAUAAUAUAUGUAUAUUAGACCCACUA
Molecule: messenger RNA, 983 nt
Organism: Drosophila eugracilis
Lineage: Eukaryota; Metazoa; Arthropoda; Insecta; Diptera; Drosophilidae
Product: metallo-beta-lactamase domain-containing protein 1
Exons: 2
Coding region: 202-888 (228 amino acids)
Source: RefSeq, a predicted model, not a curated record